Staurois parvus is the source of this 315-nucleotide messenger RNA. The record is from the annotation of a GenBank genome assembly. Lineage: Eukaryota; Metazoa; Chordata; Amphibia; Anura; Ranidae.
GAUGACCAGAGACUGCGGACAGUACAGGAGAUGACCAGAGACUGCAGACAGUACAGGGGAUGACCAGAGACUGCAGACAGUACAGGGAUGACCAGAGACUGCAGACACUACCGGAGAUGACCAGAGACUGCAGACACAGUACCGGGAUGACCAGAGACUGCAGACAGUACAGGGAUGACCAGAGACUGCGGACACAGUACUGUACAGAUGGCCAGAGACUGCAGACAGUACAGGGAUGACCAGAGACUGUGGACCUUUGGGGAGGGAGGGGGAGCAGGUACCUGAAUUUGACAGUGCAGGCACGAGAAGCGCUGC